UUACAUUGGUGAAUGACAAAUGAGACGACUGUAUAACUCAUUGAGCUGAGUGCCUGGCACUGCUGGGGACUCAGUAGAAAGCCUCUGCUGCCUGCUCCCUCCUCCUCGUUGCUAUUGUCAUUACAGGCUCUUCACUGCCACUGUCCAGCGCAGAUGUCACCUUCAUAUAACAGAUGAGGAAGUUGAGGCCCAGAGAGGUUCAGCAACUUUCACAGCCAUGCAGCUGGCCAGUCGCAGAGCUGGGAUCUGAACCUGCCAUAUAACUGACCACUUGGGUUUUGAGACUGAUGAAGGCCAGGAAAACUGAGGGAUGGGGGAGAUGGUGACUCCUGGACAGAAGCUGCCAACACAGGGCCUGAGGCUGCUGGAGAGCCGUGAUGGUGACAUUUGAACACCUACAGAGACAGCAGUCCAGACGAAUUCUGACAGGUGUCAAGAGCCAGGGUGCUGGGAUGAUACCUCCACAGGCCCUGGCGUCCCUCCUGCCCGGGUGCUAGGAGCCAUCCCCAGGCUCCAGCCGGGAGCCCUGCCACCCAGGGGCAUGGCCAAACCUUUCUUCCGACUCCAGAAGUUUCUCCGCAGAACACAGUUCCUGCUGCUCUUCCUCACGGCCGCCUACCUUAUGACCGGCAGCCUGCUGCUCCUGCAGCGGGCCCGAGUGGCCAUCCCUCAGGGCCCUAGGGCCCCUGGCAGCCUGCAAGCCUUGCCAGUGGCCACCGUGGCACUGGGAAUGGGUCUGAUGGAUGGCAGGACCCUGCAUGACCCCCGUGGCAUCCCAGACCUGAUACCUGAAAUGGACGCACUGCGGAGCCCUCUGGCCCAGCUCCCACCUGGACUCCGCUGGCCUCGGAGGAACCGUAGUGCACUGCGGCGCCGCUGGCUCCACCACCUCACCAGUGACUCCCAGGGGCCACCUACCCUAGGCCCUGAGGCCCCUGGGCCAGCCAGCCGAAGCCGAGGCACUUACCUGGGAUGCUUCAGUGAGGAGGGCCAGGAGAGAACUCUGAAGGGGGCGGUGUUUUAUGACCUGAGAAAAAUGACUGUGUCACACUGCCAGGACGCCUGCGCCGAGCGGUCCUAUGUCUAUGCGGGCUUGGAGGCUGGAGCUGAGUGCUACUGUGGGAACCGUCUGCCAGCCAUACGUGUCAGCCUGAAAGAGUGUAACCAGGAAUGCAAGGGGGAGAAAGGCACCAUGUGCGGGGCCAUGGGCCGGCUCUCCGUGUACGGUGUGGAACUGCUGCAGCCAGGCUCCAGGAACCGGCGAACUGCCACCUACCGAGGGUGCUUCCGACUGCCAGAGAAUGUCACACACACCUUCUCCACCUCCCUGACACAGGCCAAUGUGACUGUGGAGACAUGCUCAGGAUUUUGUUCCCAGAAAGAGUUUCCCCUGGCCAUCCUCCAGGGCCAGGAAUGCUACUGUGCCUACCCCACCCCCCAGUUCACCCUGCGGGAUGCAGUGGACAGCACACUGUGCCAUCAGGCCUCUGAGGCUCAGAGGAUGCCCAGCUACUGUGAGGUCUACCAGACACCUGUACAAGACACGCGGUGCACAGACAGGAAGUUCCUGCCUAACAAGUCCAAGGUGUUUGUGGCUCUGUCCAGCUUCCCAGGAGCUGGGAACACAUGGGCAAGGCACCUCAUCGAACAUGCCACUGGCUUCUACACAGGGAGCUAUUACUUCGAUGGAACCCUGUACAACAAGGGGUUCAAGGGUGAGAAGGAUCACUGGCGGAGCCGGCGUACCAUCUGUGUGAAGACCCAUGAGAGCGGCAGGCGUGAAAUCGAGAUGUUCGACUCAGCCAUCCUGCUGAUCCGGAACCCCUACAGGUCACUGGUGGCCGAAUUCAACAGGAAAUGUGCCGGACACCUGGGCUAUGCACCCGACCGCAACUGGAAGAGCAAAGAAUGGCCAGACUUUGUGAACAGCUAUGCCUCAUGGUGGUCUUCGCACGUCCUGGACUGGCUUAAAUAUGGGAAGCGGCUGCUGGUUGUACACUACGAGGAGCUGCGGCGCAGCCUGGUGCCCACACUUCGGGAGAUGGUGGCCUUCCUCAACGUGUCUGUGAGCGAGGAGAGACUACUCUGUGUGGAGAAUAACAAAGAGGGCAGCUUCCGACGGCACGGGCGGCACCCUCAUGACCAGGAGCCCUUCACCCCCGAGAUGAAGGACUUGAUCAACGGCUACAUCCGGAUAGUGGACCAAGCCCUACGUGACCACAACUGGGCUGGGUUGCCUAGGGAGUAUGUGCCCAGAUGAUAGGCUCUGGCCUGGCUACCUGCUUUUACUAAGCCACAGUCAUACCACCCAGCUGAACACUGCUCUGACACACUGACCCGUGGACCCCUGGGACACAUGGCUGCUAGUACACAGUCAGCAGGGGGGGGUUCUUGUGGGUGCUGCCUAGUGUGCAGAGGGACCUGGGCACAAAACUCACCCAGACAGACACUCAUGCAUCCUCAGACACACUUAAACAUCAUUCCACACUCUCAGUACCUGUUUUGAUGUGCCUAAACCACCUGAGCAGGAUGUGCCAGACACUCCCAGCUGUGGCACAUACAGCCAGAUGUGGAUGCAUACACACAGGUGCCAGGGUGUAUGCUUACAGAGACUGGUUGGCUGCCUUGCGUGCGCGCUCACACACAUGCACACACGCACACAUGCAAGGCUCCUUAAGGCCCUGGGCUUCCUGGGUCCAAGGGGCCAAGGAUCCUUGGAUCUGGACUGCCAGGCUGGGCAAUAGUGUUCUAAAGGACACAGUGGGGACUGUCGGGAUGGAGGUUGGUGGACAGACUGUUGCUGAUGGAUGUGCAACCCUGGCUGCAUAUCUGACAUCCCAUAAAUGUGUUGCUGUGACUUCUUGGCACUGCAGAUGCUGUGA
This is a messenger RNA of Nannospalax galili (Upper Galilee mountains blind mole rat), 2882 nucleotides long. RefSeq names its product WSC domain containing 1 (gene Wscd1). NCBI's taxonomy places the organism in Eukaryota, Metazoa, Chordata, Mammalia, Rodentia, Spalacidae. The transcript is spliced from 9 exons. Gene Ontology annotation, molecular function: sulfotransferase activity. The record is from RefSeq and is a predicted model, not a curated record. Bases 542 to 2260 code for a protein of 572 amino acids.